AUGAUGAAUCUUUGGAAGGUCGUAAGCGCACUGGUAUCGGCAGGCCAGCGUCGCGUCAAUCUUGGCUUGCCGACGUUGGUCGCACUGGGUGUGGUCAUUGCGCUGACGGGCAUCUGGUGGCUUGGCCCGCGCUGGGUAUGGGGCGCGCAUACGCCGUUGGCCGACGUGUCCAUGCGGCUGUCGGCCAGUGUCCUGGUGUUGUUUGUUCCGCUGCUGGUCUGGACGCUGCUGGUUUUCAGGCGCCAACGCCAGUGGCGGCUUGAGCAGCAGCAAACGGCCGCACGGGAGUCGGAUCCCGACUUGAAGGAGGUCGAGCUUCAGCAGUUGGCGCUGGAUCAAAGCCUGGCGGCGCUUCGCCAAAAACUGGGGCAUGGCGAUAUCUAUGAGCUGCCCUGGUACUUGGUCCUGGGUCACAGGAAGUCCGGCAAAAGCAGCCUGAUCGGCUCGCUCCAGCAGGAGGAAUCGCUGCUUAAUCUCAGUUCUCAGCCAGGCGAAGGCGAUCUCGCCGAUGGCGAGAAAGUGCAAUGGUGGCUGGGCCAUGAAGCACUGCUGAUUGACACGCCGGGUGAGUUCGUCAGCCAGCCCCUGGCGCAAGGAGAAGAGGAAUCCCACACAGGGAUUCAUGCACGUCUCUGGGAGCAUUUUUUGCGCUGGCUGGACGGCAAUCGCAGCCGCCGCCCGCUCAAUGGGAUUGUAUGGAUGGUUGAUCUGCGUCGGUUGCUGUCCCAGACAGCACAGGAAAACCACCAGGAGGCGCAGGCGGUCCGGGCCAGGCUGGAUGAGUUGGGGCGGCAGUUGGGGGCUCGUUUGCCGCUGUAUGUGGUGUUCAGCAAGGUUGAUCUGCUGGAAGGGUUUGAUGAGUUUUUCAGCCGCUUGCCGGUGUCGGUGCGCCGGGAGGUGUUGGGGUUCACUUUUUCCCUGGGUUCGAUCGACAAGCGCAACGCCUGGGCGGAUGAGUUCCAGCGCCAGUAUGAACAGUUCAUCGUGCGGUUUACCGAGCAGAUCAUGGACGCAUCAAGCGUGCCGUACCGAGAGCAGGAGCGUCCGCGUUUGCUGGCCUUGAUUCGCCAGUUAUCGGGUAUCCGCAACACGCUGAACGUGUUUUUGCUGGCCGCGUUGGGUAAUGACCGGCACACCCUUUCGGCGUUGGUACGCGGUGUUUACUUCACUUCAGCGGUUCAGAAGGGCCUGUUGCUCAAUGCGGUUGCAACGUUGGCCAAGCCGGCAGCGAGUCAGGUCUAUUUCACGCAGCAACUGUUCCAGCGGGUCAUCUACCCCGAAGCCGGGCUUGCCGGUGACAACGUCAGGGUUGCCCGCAGCAAGCGCCGCCUGCUGAUCACUGGUGCCUGCGUGGCUGGGCUGGGUUGUUUAUCGGUUAUCGGUGGCUGGCAGCAUUACUUCGAUAUCAACCGCGAUAAAGCCGCCAACGUGUUGGCCAAGAGCCGGGAAUUCAGUCAUCGCAAUAUCGACACCCACGUCGAUGCCACCGGGCGAAACCUGUUGGCGCCGAUGGAUCAGAUUCGCGAUGCGGUGUUGGUGUACGGCGAUUAUCGGGAAGCCUGGCCGUUGUUAUCUGACAUGGGCCUGUACCAGGGCCCGGCGAUUGGGCCGACCGUGGACAGGGCCUAUCUGAACCUGCUGUCCAAACGAUUCCUGCCCGCCAUCGCCAGCGGCGCCCUGAGGCAAUCAACGCUGCGCCCCUGGCAGCAAUCAGCAACUGGCGGCCUUGCGCGUCUAUCGCAUGAU
Molecule: messenger RNA, 1746 nt
Organism: Mesorhabditis spiculigera
Lineage: Eukaryota; Metazoa; Nematoda; Chromadorea; Rhabditida; Rhabditidae
Source: the annotation of a GenBank genome assembly